AUGCGUUUUCAUCAGCGCUGUGAUGACAUCGUAUUUGCCGAUUUGAAUCCAAGUGAAGAUUACAAGUCUUCUGUCCUUUCAGGUUUAAGACCGGAUAUUAUAAUGGAAAUUUGUUCGCGUGCAUUAUCAUUUUGGACUUAUCAAACAACUCAAGAGGCUUGUUUUCAAGAAAUGAUGUACAAGAGUCUAGAAGACAAGUAUACACAAUUGGAGAAGCAAGUGCAAAGUUUAAUGAGGGAUGCUCAGUCUGAAGUUACGACAUUACAGAAAGAUAUGGAACUCGAAAAACGGAAAACUCAUGACUUGGCAGAACAAUUACAGGAAAAAGGUCGCCAAUUUUCAAAAUUGCAGCUUAUGUACGAUAAAUUGAAACGACGAUCAUUGGUUCCGGCUAUACAACAAACUGUUAAUAAUACCACUGGUAUUUGUCCUAUUGGCCAAUUACCCAUACCACAAGACUAUUUGGCAAUGCGUGAACAAACUCCAUUCUCUUCCGGUAUUUCAAGUAAUGGAAAACGGACGACCGAUGGUAACGAUAUGAAUCCUAAUUUUCAACAAAAGGGUGCGUGA
Cetraspora pellucida is the source of this 570-nucleotide messenger RNA. Lineage: Eukaryota; Fungi; Glomeromycota; Glomeromycetes; Diversisporales; Gigasporaceae. The record is from the annotation of a GenBank genome assembly.